Molecule: messenger RNA, 1014 nt
Organism: Pseudophryne corroboree (corroboree frog)
Lineage: Eukaryota; Metazoa; Chordata; Amphibia; Anura; Myobatrachidae
Product: RING finger protein 214-like
Exons: 3
Molecular function (GO): ubiquitin-protein transferase activity
Source: RefSeq, a predicted model, not a curated record
AUGGAGUCUGCAGAUUCGGUUGCAGAAUCUGUACUCACAGAUAACGUUUAUUUGGCGUCUAAAACAACAUAUGAUCUGUCCCAUGCUGUAAACAAGUCAGAACUUCAAAGUGCAUGUCCAGCUGAAGGGGAUGUUGUAAACAGGCUGGGCAUGGAGAAAGACCAUUGCAAACAAUGCACGGAUUCGCUUUUGGAGGAAAGCUCUGUUGCUUUUGCAGGACACCCAACCAAGUGCAUUGCCGUGCAGACAGAUUUUGGGAAACACGAUGCAGAAACAAUUACAAAUGAGGACACAGAGCAGAUUUUGAAGCAGCUUGUUGAAUGCAGGGAACAACUGAAGGACCGUUAUCAGGAGGUGCUGGACAGACAAACCCAGGCAGAGAAACAGCUGCAGGUUCAAAUAAAACGGCUAAGACAGCAGGAGGAAGAAGAAAUACAGAAACACAAGGGACAUCUGAAGUCUAUUCAAGACAUGACCACUAAGAUAGAAGAGACUAGGAAAAGAAUAGAAAAAGAGCGGAAGGAACAUUCCCACAAGGAGCAGGACCUGAACACUGAAUUGGGGAAGUUACAGAGCAAGAGUGAGAGCCUUCAACAGGAGCUCAAGGAAUUGUAAAAGGAAAUUGAGGGACUACUUGAUGAGCAGAAUACAGAGAGGCAGGAGUGGAAUGCUGAGCUCACCUUCCUGAAGAAGAAAGAAAGUGAGGUAACACAGAGUGUGCUGGAGGAGCUUGAGCGAGCAAAAACAGCUGAGAUUCUGUCCCUGGAGAGCCGGAGAGAUCUGUUAUUUAUUUCAUUAGAAGAGGCAGAGAAAGAGGCUCAAGUUACCCUGUCAUAUCUCAGGGUGGCUCCAGCCAACUUGGAGUGGAUGCAGCUAAAACAGAGGUGGGAGGCAAGGCUGGCUGGGAUACUGCAACUUAAAGCAAACAUUCGGGAACAGAUUGACCAAUGUAGAGAACCAGAUGGCUCCGCCUCCCUGGCCGCCACUCACCAACAGGCCGCUCCUCUCCUCUAA